AGGAAAAAAACAUUAUUUAUUUAUAUGACAAUAUAGAGAAGACAAUGUCUGAUGUUCAUCUUGUAUAUAAGAUAUUAUUCAGCAAAACGGACGGUAUGUGCAUCUUCAUUCUUAUCCGACUGCGCAAUACAAUGACUAUCGACUAGUAAGAAUUAACUGAUUCUUAUUAAAGAGAGAGGAGGAAAGAGAAAGAAAGCAAAAAAUAGGAUUAACCUCGAUAUGUACGAGAAUGGUCAUACACAAUAAAUAAGGUCAUACACAUUAAAUCGUUGUAGAAGAAUAACAAAAUAAAAAAACCUACUAGAACACUGUAACUAUAAUAGAUUUAUUUUAUUUCUGUAGAAAUUGACUGAAUCUUCUCAGUGUUGUUAGUUAACUACCUCUCUUACUAAGUAAGUUCUUUCUUUCUGUGAGACGCAGCAAUAAUUUAUGACUCAAUGUUAGCUGUACAUAUUUUGACAGUAUGAAUAAUUUCUUCUUUCUUAGACUAUUUUGAAAAUUUGUUUGCGUAUUAUUCUUUGUAUGUUCGUUUUUAUUUGGUUUUGAUAAUGAAAUAUCCUGUAUAGAAGUUAGUUGAUGCUAUUAACAGUGAUAUAAGUUAAAUUGAAGGUUCAAAACACUUUAAAGUACGUGAAAGAACAAUACGUUCACGUCGACAAAAUCCUUCGCAAAAAUUUGGUGAUGGUCGUUAUCGUUGUUUGAACAAGGAACAAGAAGAUUUUCUUUUAUCAAUAUUUAAAUUAUUGCCCGAAUAUGGAUUCACAAUUACUGCUGAUGUUGCAUUUAAACUUUCGAAUGAAUAUUUUAAGUCUAUUGGAUUAUCGUUUAAACCAGGUCGUAAAUGGUUAAUGUCGUUUGUUAGCCGCCACAAGACGGAAAUCAAAUGGAGAAAACAACAAAAACUUGAACAAAUUCGAGCAAAAGAAUUUACACAAGAAAGAAGAAAAUCUUGGUUUGCUCUUUAA
Molecule: messenger RNA, 965 nt
Organism: Rotaria sp. Silwood1
Lineage: Eukaryota; Metazoa; Rotifera; Eurotatoria; Philodinida; Philodinidae
Source: the annotation of a GenBank genome assembly